Coniophora puteana RWD-64-598 SS2 is the source of this 972-nucleotide messenger RNA. RefSeq lists its product as uncharacterized. The transcript is spliced from 18 exons. Lineage: Eukaryota; Fungi; Basidiomycota; Agaricomycetes; Boletales; Coniophoraceae. The record is from RefSeq and is a predicted model, not a curated record. The coding region runs from base 124 to 972 and encodes 282 amino acids.
AGCACCACUGCCCUGCUUGGCACCCCUCGCAGCUAUAAAGUCUAUCCCUUCGGGUGCAUAAUAUGUCGACACCUGCCGCUCCCGUGGUCCCAUUGCUCCCAGAGAACACGCUGGCUAGCACGUAUGAGAACCCCGAGAAUCGCAGCCUCAUGCGCUACAAAGUCAUUGUCUGCUGGCUGUGGCUCUUGGAUGCGUUGCACCUCGCACUUAUCAUCCAUCUUGUAUACUUCUAUCUCGUUGAAAACUUCGGAUGCCACAAUCCUCGACCAAAUUGUCUGGAGCUUCAAGCUCCAAAUAGUUGUCGAUGUCCUGGUUGUAUACUCUGUCCACUGCUUGUAUGCGUACCGCUUGUAUCUACUCAGCCGUGGGAGGCGGAUUUACGAAAAAUUUGUAUACCUCGCUUGUUUUAUCGUGCUACUAGGAGCUGGUGUGGCCAUUUCACUCUGCUGGGCAGUCUACCGCGCCAACGUCUACCCAACUCUCGUCACACAAACUCGGUGGGCGACAUACAUGGCCCUUGGUUCCAUGGUGGUCAUAGACUUCAUGCUGGCAUCGUCUAUGUGCUACCUCUUCCAGGUCUCUCGGACUGGUUUAAGGAGCACAGACUCAAUUCUCAAGAAACUAAUGCGUUAUGUCAUACAAACCGGCGUCCUAACUAGCCUGUGUUCGUUGUCUGCAGUGAUUUGCUUGGCAGCCAUGCCGGGAAACUUCGUCUUCCUUGGAAUCGAAUUCUUUAUCACAAAGCUCUAUGUCAACUCCUUGCUGGCUUUGCUUAACGCGUGCUACUACGAUAGAAAACCCUUGCACGGCACGUCUUCAGCUCAGCGGAGCAAUCCUUCGCAAACCGGCGGACAAAAUAUUGUCGAUCAGGGCGAAGCAAAGCAGUCCAACGUCAUUGUCAUCUCGCAGUCAUCGACAACCGAGACCUCGGAUGACGCAUAUCCACCAAAGCCGCGGUCCCUUGACGUGUGA